Molecule: messenger RNA, 4267 nt
Organism: Paramecium tetraurelia
Lineage: Eukaryota; Ciliophora; Oligohymenophorea; Peniculida; Parameciidae
Exons: 4
Molecular function (GO): protein binding
Source: RefSeq, a predicted model, not a curated record
AUGUUAAUAUUGGUUCUAUUACCCAUAGUAUACUUGGGAUUAGCGCUAGAGCCUUGCUCUGUCAAGCAAGAAUAAAUAAAAGCCUACUUUUCAACAUAGGAAACCUUUGAAUGGAAUCUAAAAGACCUAUUUUCAGGAUCCUACCUGAAUUACACUCUUUCACCAAAGCAAUCCUUCUUUACCAUAAAGAAACCUCUACAUCAAGAAUAUGCACCAAAAUUACUCAUUGAAGGUAUAUCAAAAAUUGUUGCCAUCUAAGCAAGAACAGAAUAAAGCUAAAACGUUUGGCUAAACCACUUUGCCUUUUUGGAGAAAAAUUUAAACCAAUUGUCAAUUUAUUAUGCUGAAGGAUUACAAGGAGAUUUUAAACCACCAUAUUUUAAUAAAAAAAUUGUUUUUUCCUUGAAUUAAGAUAUUUAAUGCUUAAAUUUGGAAUAUUUGAAUGAGACUUAGUUUUUGGCCGAUUGCUACAAUGGAGGAUAGAAUCCUAUUCAAAAUUAUUUCUUUAUUGUUGAUAAAUCAGGUUCUGUUAAAAAUGUCACAAAUACUAAUUUUGACGUAUAAAACAUAAUCACAAAAAGAAUCACUAGAAUGAUCACUUUUGUUGAUAGCAAGAAAAGUCAAGUUAAAAUGCUUUUCCGAUCAACUCCAGCUUAUGCCACUGGAUCAGAUCUGAAAAAAAAUUCAGUAAUUGAGAUUUUUAACGCAUCAACAUAGAAAUUAAUCGAUUCAUUAAAUUCAUUCAUCAUAGGAACAUUAUUAGAAGUUGAUGAACCUUUCGAUUACGAGUUCAGUUUGAUUGAUUUUGAGGUAUUUUCAGACGGAAAAAUUUACAUCUUAACUGCAUUUGAUGGCAUCAUAAUAUUAUAGAUGGAUUAAUGGUAUGGCUUCAGCUUAGUAGACAAGAUAGAAUUAGUAAAUGAUGUAAGAGAAUUUGAUGUUGGUCAUUUUAUAUCUCAGGAUGGCUCUAUUUAAGAAGUAAUCGGAGUGUUAUUUACAAACAGUAGAGCAGAAAUUUAUGAGAAUAGAAAUUUCAAGAGUUCAUAUUCCUUAGAUUUUAUUCCAGUUUAUUCUACUUUAUUGAAGAUAUCAUAAGAAUUAUUGAUAAUAUAAAAUAAGGGAAAAACAUUCUUAAUCAACAUAUAAACUCAUGAUUUGAUUCACAAGGAAGUUCUUGAAGGAAUUUAAGGACUCUUAAUCAAUUAGUACUUAUAGGAACUGAUUUAUGUUACUUAAGUUGAUGCCAGAAGAUUUACUUUAUCUAGUGGCAAGUUAAGAUUUUUAUCUGGAGAAUUGACAGCAUCAAAGUCAGUAUUAACUAUUACUGCAAAGGAUUAAUUUGAUAAAUCAUGCUAUUCAACUGUUGUAUAUGGAAUUAUAAAUUCAUCAGAUUCAAAAAUAUACCCAUUAUCUGAUUUAGAAUUACCUGAUGUACAUCAUGACUAUCCUGUAAUGACUGCAUUUUAAAUUCCAGUUUCUGGACCAAAUAUUAGAUAUAAUCAAACUUCUCAAACUCUUUCUGGUGCAAAUGCAGUAACCCUAAAUAUAAAAUAAGGAGGUUAUAUUAAUGCUGAAUCUAUAUAUUCUAAAAUUCCAUCGGCUAAAGCCUCAAAAUAUGUGAAAUUGAUUAGUUUAGAUGAUGAAGACUCAAGAAUAUUAAUCAUCUUCUAAGAAGCAUCGACCAAAGAUGUCUUAACCUACAUAUGUUCAACAGAUUCAUAUAAUAAUGGUCAAGUAAACUUGCAAUGUAUCAAUUAUAAGAAAUUUGCAACAACCAUUGAUUUGGACAACACAAAUUUCUAAUGUUUCUUUUAAGAAGAAUAUUUGUAUAUUUUGCUUGUUGAAAAUAAAUACACUGUAACACUGUACUCAAUUUCUUAAUUGGAAAUUCAAUAAUAAUAACAAUUUACCUAUAGUUCAUUUAUGUCACCAACUAUAAAAUCUAUCCAUGUUGUUUCUAAUAGAUUAUAUGUUAUCCUCAGUAAUCAAUAAUUAGACAUUUGGAACAUUAACAAUAAAUAAUAAAAUUCAAUUACAGAAGCAAUAGUAAGAGCAUUAGGAUUUUAUGGAAGUUGGAAACUUUAGAGAAUUGUUGGCAAUUCUAGAUAUCAUCCAAACUUAUUCUUUAUUAUCAAUAAUGAUAACGUCAUAAUUGCAGAUUUUCACAAAGAACCUACCAUUAUUAAGGUAUUAACCUAUACGGAUUCUACUAUAAAUGUUGCUAUUGGUAAGGAUUCCUUCUUUGUUGUAGUACAUACCAAUGCAAAAUCUUAAAUAAUAGAGUAUGAUAUUUCAAACUAUUGUAAUAUCUUUUAAAUGAAAGAACUUCCUAUAUAUAAGUACAAAAUUUAACUUACAUUGGCAGUCACAAUCAACUAAGAUUCAGGAUUAUUGUACAUUGCAGCAAGUGAUCCAGAAAAUGAAGAUUUAGCUGUCAUUUUGGCUUAUAGACCUAGAUAACCAUUAAGAGAUUCUUUGGUGGAAGUGUUGGCUCCAAAGAGAUCCUCAAUUUAUAUUUACGAUACCUAAAUGGCAGCUGCUGGAUAUAAGCAUUUCAUAUUUUAUUAGAACGAUGGGGUAAAUCAUAAUAUGGGAUGGAUGGACAGAGUUACUUCAUAUUAGAUUGUACCUACUUAUUAGACAAAUCAAUGGGUGAAUAAAUUCAGGUUAAAUAUAACUAUGUGGAAUCUAAAAAAUAACCCUACUGUUUAAUUAAGUCAAGCUAUUGUUUUAUAUUAAACUAAAACUUAAAUCAAAUUCUUCAAUCCAAAUUAAGAUCUUUAGAUUGAAAAGUGGAAGUAAACAGAAAUUCCUAUCAAUAUGACAGGAACAAUAAUCGACUAUUUACUCCAAUGUUAAUAAUGCGGAGAGGGUAAAAAUAUUGAUUUAGUAUAACCAUUAAAAUUAUUUAACUAAGAAUCAGGAGACACUUUGAAUGUAGUUGAUUAGUAUGUUCUAUAAGGUUAGACAAAUUAAGAUACUAGAGUAGUUUUAAUGUCGACUAAUGUUAUUCAUUUUGUUAGAGUUUUUAAUAAGAAUAAUCAAUUUGUAAAAGAUAUCCUCUUAACCUCAAACCCUAACGCUCGUUGUUAAAGAAUAUUAAUGAAUUGGAUUUAUAUUCUAGUUACUUGUAUUGAUGUUGUUUAAUACUAGGUAGCAACUAUUUAAUGUUCAAGUUAUUUUACUUGCGGAGAUAAAAUUACAUUUUCACCCUUGAAAUCAGAUGUUAGUCACAUUCCACAAGCCCAUUUUAAUGAUAAUUAUCUGGUUUUUAUUAAUACUUAUCCUUUGAACAUCAAGAGCAAUGAUACUUAAUUACAUUACUACACAAUAUCUUUCAAUAAUUCAACCUAUGUAACAACCUUUUCGUUUAGCAAAUAAAUAAGUUCUGUUUAACUAUAUAAUGAACGCUUUGUUAAAGUAAUGGUAUAAAACAUUUAUAGUUCCUCUAAUUAUUUAUAUAUUAUGGCAUUAACUGCAGAAGGAAGGUUUAGAAUAUAUAACAAUGGUCUAACUUUACUUGGAACUUAUAUUUUAUCUGAUAUCAUAACUCAAAGUGGAGGGGAAAUAAUCUCAUCUCAAUUUGUUGAUUUUGCUUUAGUUUAAAACCCAACUUAUACUGGUAGUGGCAGUUAUAUUGCUACUGUUGAUAUAGUGUUUACUUCUUAAUCUUUGAAUUACAAGUUUUAGUUGGUUUACGAUUGGUACAAUUAGAAACUUUAAUCAUUUAAAUAUAAUUAUGCGUUGAGUAGAUAUUUAGAUGCUGAAAUCUUGCCUGGAAUAUUUAUUGAUCGUUAGCUGUUUUAAGCUGCAAUUCCUUACAGAUAUAAUGAUAAAAUAGUGAUUUCAACAUAUUUACUUCCUGAUAUUAGUGUAAGUGAUCAACGCAUGGUCUAUUCUUAUGGUGGUGUAUCCGAAUACCAUGAUUUUCGUAAUCCCAACUAAGUAGCCUUUUCAAUAUAUAACAAUAUGUUCCUAGUUGGUUUAACCAAAAACUAUUUAGAAAAAGAUUUUACUCUUAAAUAUUAUGAUGUUGACUUGAGGUAUGCUUUGUAAGUUGAUGAUCAAAAUGGAAAAUUGUAUGAAUAAAAGGUAGCUUUAGAAUUGUCAAAUGAUCUUUGCUCUGAUUCCCAAAUAUACAACAUUAAGAUUGUUUCAAAUACACUUUAAAAUUAAUAAGACAAUCUAAAUUCAACUGAAACAAAUCAAAGAAUUGAAUGAUUAAUAUAAUAAAAUUAAUCAUAAUAAAAUAUUUACAAAUAUCUUA